CCCACGACUCCCUUUCACGUACUUUCUUUUCUCUUCUAUAUCUCUCUGUCUCUCUCUCUCUUACUCUCUCAGCAGUUCUUCAACUGUAGAAAGAUAUUCAGGGAUGGCUGAGGAGGUCCAAAAGCAAUCCCAAGAACAAGUGGUGGUCGUCACUGAUGUUCCACAGCCUGAGAAACCUGCCCCGCCGGCGGUGGAGAAAGAGCUACCGACGGAGGACCCCAUGAAGCCCAAGCCCAUUGAAGAAGAGCCUGCUGUGGUGGAGACCGAGAUUUCAAAAUCCGGUGCUGAUGGCGAUGAGAAGAUCCCCCAGUCCGGUUCCUUCAAGGAAGAGAGCACCAGAGUUGCUGAUCUUCCUGACGCCGAGAAGAAGGCGCUUGAUGAGCUUAAGCUGCUUAUCCGAGAAGCGCUUAACAAGCGUGAGUUCACUGCUGUGCAGGCUUCGCCUCCUUCGCCGGCGAAAGAAGAGGAAGAGCAAAAGCCGGCGGCGGCGGAAGAAAUUGCACCCAAAGUGAUUGCUGACGAUGAUCCUCCGGUCGAAGCGGAAGAACCCACAAAGGCGGAAUCCGAGGCUUCGGUGGAAAUGAAGGCGGAGGCAGACGAUGAAGCGGCGGCGGAGAAAACAACUGAAACCGUGGUGGUUGCGGCGGUUGUUGAAGAGAAGGUGGCUGCUGAUGGUGUUGAUGACGACGGUGCAAAGACUGUGGAAGCCAUAGAGGAGACCAUUGUGGCGGUCUCUUCUUCAGUCUUGCAAGAGCAGCCUCCUCCACCUCCGGCGAAAGAUGAGGAGGAUCAGAAGGCUGCCUCUGCUUCUGCUACUGCUUCACCUCCAGAGGCGGAAGAACAAGAUGCCAAAGCCGACUCUUCCGCUCCUCUGCCGCCGGAGGAGGUAUCCAUCUGGGGAAUACCACUCCUCGCCGACGAGAGGACCGACGUCAUUCUCUUGAAGUUUCUCCGAGCAAGAGACUUCAAGGUGAAAGACGCGUUCGCCAUGAUCAAGAACACCGUGCGCUGGAGGAACGAAUUUGGGAUCGAUGAGUUGCUCGAAGAAGAAGAACAGGGUAGCGAUUUACAGAAGGUGGUUUUCAUGCACGGCUCCGACAAGGAAGGACACCCCGUCUGCUACAAUGUGUACGGAGAAUUCCAGAACAAGGAGAUGUACCAGAAAACAUUUUCCGACGAAGAGAAGAGGCAGAAAUUCUUGAAGUGGAGAAUUCAAUUCCUGGAAAGGAGUAUCCGGAAACUGGAUUUCAGCCCCGGUGGUGUUUGCACUAUUGUCCAGGUGAACGAUUUGAAGAAUUCUCCAGGGCCCGGUAAAUGGGGGCUUAGACAAGCAACCAAACAGGCCCUCCAAUUGCUCCAAGACAAUUACCCAGAAUUCGUAGCCAAACAGGUCUUUAUCAAUGUCCCUUGGUGGUACCUGGCGGUCAACAGAAUGAUAAGCCCUUUCCUCACCCAGAGGACCAAAAGCAAGUUUGUGUUUGCCGGCCCUUCCAAGUCUGCUGCGACCCUUUUGAGGUACAUUGCUGCUGAGCAAUUACCAGUCAAAUAUGGAGGACUGAGCAAAGAGGGUGAAUUUGGCACAACAGAUGCUGUUAAUGAGAUUACUGUCAGGCCUGCAGCAAAGCACACCGUGGAAUUUCCAGUUACUGAGUCCUGCCAUCUGACUUGGGAGGUAAGAGUAGUGGGAUGGGAAGUGAGCUACAGUGCAGAAUUUGUGCCAAGUGCUGAAGAUAGUUACACUGUGAUCAUACAAAAGGCUAGAAAAGUUGCCUCUUCUGCAGAACCAGUUGUCUGCAACAGUUUCAAAAUUGGUGAGCCUGGAAAGGUGGUGCUCACCAUUGAUAACCCCACCUCUAAGAAGAAAAAGCUCCUUUACCGCUUGAAGACCAAAUCUUCCUCUGAUUGAAUCAACAGAUUGUUAAGAGGAAAAGGGGAAAGAGAAACAACAGUAAGAUCACUCGGCCUACAAUCCUGAUUCCAAUUCUGUCUUCUUCAUCAUCAUCAUCAUCAGAGCUUGAAGAAUGGGGUUUCUUGAUCAUAGAUAGGGAAGCAAAUAUAUUUGUUGAGAGUGGCUUGUGUACCUUUUCCUUUUCUAUUUUUUUUUUUUUUUUUACCAGAACAUCUAAAUACAUUUUUGUGGUUCUUUAUUAAUUAUGAAUAUGUUAUUAUUUUUUUAAAUUUAAUUUGUAAUUUGGGUUGGCAUGUGAAAUACUACUGAUUUGGGGAACUUUAAUCUG
This is a messenger RNA of Corylus avellana, 2237 nucleotides long. RefSeq names its product patellin-3. NCBI's taxonomy places the organism in Eukaryota, Viridiplantae, Streptophyta, Magnoliopsida, Fagales, Betulaceae. The record is from RefSeq and is a predicted model, not a curated record. Gene Ontology annotation, molecular function: lipid binding.